Molecule: messenger RNA, 805 nt
Organism: Papaver somniferum (opium poppy)
Lineage: Eukaryota; Viridiplantae; Streptophyta; Magnoliopsida; Ranunculales; Papaveraceae
Product: transcription factor MYB82-like
Exons: 3
Coding region: 36-713 (225 amino acids)
Biological process (GO): regulation of DNA-templated transcription
Cellular component (GO): nucleus
Molecular function (GO): DNA-binding transcription factor activity; sequence-specific DNA binding
Source: RefSeq, a predicted model, not a curated record
UAAUCUUAAGUGAAAGUUUAAAGUUCUUUGCAAAAAUGGCGGGAGUUGAUGGCUGGGGAAUGACAGACAAAGGGUUAAGAAAGGGUCCAUGGACAGCUGAAGAAGAUAGGUUGCUUAAUGAGUAUGUUAGUAUGCACGGUGAAGGAAGAUGGAGUUGUGUUGCUAAGUGUGCAGGGUUGAAUAGGAGCGGAAAGAGCUGCAGGUUAAGGUGGGUGAAUUACCUUAAACCUGGGCUGAAGAAAGGGCAAUUGACACCACAAGAGCAGAGUAUCAUCACAGAGUUGCAUUCCUUGUGGGGCAAUAAAUGGUCUAUGAUUGCCCGAUGUCUACCGGGAAGAACUGAUAACGAGAUCAAAAAUUACUGGAGAACUCAUUUUAAGAUCACUAAGCCUAAUAGGCGGAGACAAGACAAGCCCAGAACUAGUGCUUUGAGACGACAGCAAUUUCGCAGACAACAACAGCAGCAGCAACAAGAUCAACAGGAAGCUAAACAGAAACAAGUAGAGGAGACCGUGACUUCGGCACAAGUGGAUAAUAAGCAAGCUAUGGAGUUAUUAAUGUGCACAAAUUUAGAGGACGAACAAUGCCGCCCUGUGAUGUUUCAAGAUGACCAUGAAAACAUCAGGCCUAGUGAUUUCAUAGACGAUGUGGAGGAGGGAGCUUAUUGGGGAGGUUUGUGGAACAUGGAUGAUGUUCAUAUAGAUCAUGCAUAAUGUGGCACCAUUAACGAAAAACGAGUCAUACGAAAUUAAGUUAAGAUAUAUAUAUAUAUUAGAAAGGGAAUUACCCUCUAGAACAAGGUAUU